AUGGCGGACCAGAGACGGCUGCAGGGGAAAGUCGCGUUGAUCACCGGCGGCGGCCGGGGCAUUGGACAGGCGAUCGCCCGGGCUUACGCGGCGGAGGGAGCGAGCCUGACGUUGGCGGCUCGAACCGACACCGAACUGCGGUCGACAGCCGAAACAAUCCGGUCGGCGUUCGGCAGCGAGGUGACUACCGUCAUCACGGACGUAAGGGAUCGAGAACAGGUGGAGAACGCCGUUUCGCACACGCUCGACCGGUUCGGGACCAUCGACGUGAUGGUCAACAACGCGGGCAACACGGGCGAGAUCGGGCCGUUGUGGAAACUGGACCCGGAACGCUGGGCCAAUGUCAUUUCGGUCCAUGUUCUGGGCACUUACUACGGUUGUCGGGCGGUGAUACCGGGAAUGCUGGAACGAGGUCGGGGCCGGAUCGUCAACAUGGCCGGCGUGGGAGGGCCGAACGACACCUCCUACGAUGCCGCGAAAACCGCCAUCAUCAAUAUGACGGAGAAUCUGAGCGUGGAACUGGCGGGCACGGGGGUUACGGUGAACGCCAUCAGUCCCGGUUCCAUUCAUACGCGGAUAACUGUACGAAAAGGGCGUCGAAGUUACGUCGGGGGGAGGCGCCUCGAUUGA
This is a messenger RNA of Geodia barretti, 630 nucleotides long. The record is from the annotation of a GenBank genome assembly. Lineage: Eukaryota; Metazoa; Porifera; Demospongiae; Tetractinellida; Geodiidae.